Molecule: messenger RNA, 2304 nt
Organism: Lachancea mirantina
Lineage: Eukaryota; Fungi; Ascomycota; Saccharomycetes; Saccharomycetales; Saccharomycetaceae
Source: the annotation of a GenBank genome assembly
AUGAGCAGGCUUAACAAAUCUGUCCCGGGCCAAUUUAAGCCUAUGAACACACUUUCAAGCGGGUCAGCUUUAAAGUCUUCGGGCUCGAGGUCUUCCUCUUCUACCGGGUAUACGAAGGAGAGAUUCGACCCGCAAGCAGCUUCGAAAGUAAGGAAACUUGGUGAGACAAUGGCGUCGCUUUCGUCGAAUAAUAAAUGGCAUCAUUCAGAAAGUCCUAUGACGCGUAACCGGAGCUCUCGAGAUGAUAUAGAAAUUGUUGGGGUCGAUCCGAACACACGCGAAGAGUCUAUCAAAGAGGUUAUCAAGCUUGAAGGAACUAGUGAAAGGGAUCUUUUUCAGGGCGAUCUGUACAUCUUCUUCGAAAACCAUGACAGAUUGAUGAAACGACACGCAGUGCUACAAGUAGCCAGAGUUGACGGGGACCUCCGAACAAGUGUUAAACGGAAUAGUCAAGAAAUUGAGGGCACCGCAAUACAUUUUUUAACCGAGGGAAAAAGUUUUGCGUUCGAUCUUAAUUACAAGGGUAUGUUUGUAGAUUUGAAACACGCUAGAAUCGUGAGAUUUAGCGCCGAGGAACAAAUAAGUGGAGUCAUAGGAAUUGCGUUCAAGCACAAUAGUGGGAGGGAUAGCUACCGAGAAAAAUUUAAGGAAUAUGCUGAGCUUUUGCAAAACAGUUUCCUUGACGUUUACCACAUAACCGGAGAAAUUAAUGAGCACACCGCUAUGAGUAUAACCAAAAGAAACCACACGGAAUCAAAGGCUCAUAGGGAUCUGAAGGACCGAAGGUUCAAUUCAUUACGAAAAUUACACAAGUCCAUCUCUAGAACGGGGAAUAAAAUUCAAGUUCCACAGGGAGUAGAUCAAAUUAAUGAUAAGGAAGAAAUUCGACAAGAAAAUCCGAGCAGCAAUGUUACUUCUCCCGCUAAAUUUUACGGCAGAUCGCAGCGUCACAUGACGAGAUCUAGCGUUAAUUCUUUGCAGGAUCAUAAAUUAUCCCGACUUGAAACACUUACUAGAAGUUCGCGCAGUUCUCCUGUUCGCGAUAUCUCGAGUGCGGAAGAAGAACCUUGCAGCAGCGAUCCAUAUGAGACGCCAGAAAAUUUCGAACCUCCUCUGUUCUACAAAUUUCAAGAUGGAUUUUUCAUGUCAAUUACUAACCAAGAUUUUGGCACAUUGUUUAAUCAUGAUUGGAUUAAUGAUUCAAUUCUUGAUUUUUUCACUAAGUUUUGGGUCGAGGAUUCCAUUAACAAAGGCGUUAUCAACAAAGAUGAUGUAUAUGUCUUCUCAUCUUUUUUCUACACGAAAUUGGUCAGUGAUCCUAAAAACUACUACAACAAUAUUUGUAAAUGGGUUAGCGGAACGGACCUUUUUGCAAAAAGCUACUUGGUUUUACCGAUAAAUGCAAAUUUCCACUGGUUUGGAAGCAUAAUCACUAAUUUACCAGCAGUUUUCAAGUUUCUGAGAGAAGAACAAAAAUUGUCAGGUAGCCUUGACAACGAAAAAGGAACAAAAUUUGAAAAUAGUGACGAAAUAUCAAUCACACCUCCUUCAGUUACAUUAUUAGUUUUUGAUUCGCUGAGGCAAAAUCAAUCAAGGGCAGUUGAACCGAUCAAGGAAUUUUUGAUAGCUUACGCAGCGGACAGGUACAACCUUGAAAUACCCAAGAACUUAAUCAAAAUGAAAACAUGUCUCGUACCACAACAACCUAAUAUGAGCGAUUGUGGGGUCCAUGUCAUUUUGAAUACAAAAAAGUUCUUUGAAGAUCCGUUUGCUACUCUGGAAUUAUGGAAAAUGUCUAAAUCCAAGGCCAAUUCGCGUCAAAUUAACGAGUAUUUCGAUAGACGGGGUAGAGUAACCGCUAGAAAAGAACUGCGGGAAAUUCUCUUGCAACUACAGCAUAUACAGAUCAAAAGUCAUGGCGCACAGAGUCCGUAUUUCAAAGAAACGAAUGAUGAACAGCACAGUGACGUUGAGAUAAUAGAAAAUCUGGAGUUCAUAGGUCCGCAGCAAAAAAUGAGCAAUGUAUCAGGAGAGGAUAAUCAAGCUGAUCAUUCGCAACCAAGUCUCUAUGUCGACACGAAAGGAAUAUUACCCAAUGAGGAACCUGGCCAAAUUGGGAAGCUUGAAGCAUCUAAAUCCACACAAAUUGGACUUUCCUACGAAAUCAGUUCUGAGCCUUUACAAAAUGAUGAGGAUGGUUUGAGCAAAGAGCCCAAUCUUCGCCCUUCAAAAUUAGCUGCGUCUGCCAGAAAUCGCUUAGAAAGCUCUCCUCUAAGCAACAACGAAUUCUCGGGCCUCAACUAA